Molecule: messenger RNA, 1268 nt
Organism: Pogona vitticeps (central bearded dragon)
Lineage: Eukaryota; Metazoa; Chordata; Lepidosauria; Squamata; Agamidae
Source: RefSeq, a predicted model, not a curated record
AUGCUGGGCACUUCAUCUAUUUUAAUACAAGUUAUGGGUAUAAAGGUGAUGUAGCUCUGUUACAAUCCCGUAUUCUCUACCCAAAAAGGAAGCACCAGUGUCUAGAGUUCUUCUUCAAAAUGACAGGAAACCUUGAGGACAAGCUUGUCAUCUCAGUUAAAAAGGAUGAUGGCACUGGAAAUGUUCGCAAGCUGGUUAAAGUUAAAACUUUUCAAGGAGACAGUGACCAUAACUGGAAAAUUGCCCAUGUAAAUCUGAAUGGCCAAAAGCCAUUCAGGUAUCUCUUCCAUGGACUAAAAGGUGAUCCCAACGACUCCUCUGGAGGAAUUUCUAUUGAUGACCUCACCCUGAGUGAAACGAAAUGCCCCAGCGGACUGUGGCUUAUUCGUAACUUCUCCCAUCUGCUUAAAACUGCUCCUCAAGGUUACUCUAUGUGGAGUCCACGAUUCUACAGCCCUGAAGGUUAUAGUUAUGGUUUAACGUUGUAUCCCAGAGGUCUGAGAAGCUCUACCUUGACAAACUACACACGUAUUAAUUUUCACCUGGCCAGUGGUGCAAAUGAUGAUAUCCUUGAGUGGCCAGUUCUACACAGACAAGUUACCAUCACAGUGCUAGACCAAAAUCCCAAUGUCAUGAGAAGGAUGUCUUCAGAAAGGAGCUUCACCACAAAUGAAACUCAAUUUUUGCCAGGUACAAAUUGUUCUCGAUGGAGAAGACCCGCUCUUGAUAGGAAACUUGAUACUUCCUGCAAUUGCACUCGGAGCCAUGACUGGGGGUGGAGCAAAUUUAUCUCACAUGCACAGCUAAGGAGACGGAAUUAUCUUAAAAAUGAUGACCUCAUCAUCUUUGCAGAGUUUGAAGAUUUAACACAUCUCAUGAAAACAGAAGAACACUUCCCAAAAAUUUGGCCACUCCAUGAAGGACAGAAGAAGAGGUCGGCUCCACUGGAAAACUGGCAGUCCAACUGGAGGCAGCUGUGUGACCCAAAUCCUUGCCAAAAUGAUGGCAUCUGUGUAAACAUCAAGGGGAACACAAGCUGCAGUUGUCCUGCAAGCAAAAUCUUCUCCUAUGCAGGAGCGAAGUGUGAAGUAGCACUCAUUCACUGGAGCAUCCUUGGCUGGUUGGCUGCUAUGGCUGCUGGAACCAUUGUACUGAUAAUUUUCAUCAUCAUUGUUGUUGUUAUGUGCCAUCAACUCAGAACUUAUAGAGACCCAAAUAGGACUUUCUAGGUGAGAUAAUUAAGGAGUGUUUUUUAAAAGUUUUUUUCC